This is a messenger RNA of Anopheles merus, 2232 nucleotides long. It is a transcript of the gene Dbct, whose product is annotated as lipoamide acyltransferase component of branched-chain alpha-keto acid dehydrogenase complex, mitochondrial. The coding region runs from base 367 to 1770 and encodes 467 amino acids. Lineage: Eukaryota; Metazoa; Arthropoda; Insecta; Diptera; Culicidae. Gene Ontology annotation, molecular function: lipoic acid binding; acetyltransferase activity. The record is from RefSeq and is a predicted model, not a curated record. The transcript has 4 exons. Gene Ontology annotation, cellular component: mitochondrion; cytoplasm.
CUUUGCUGCACCAACACACCCUCACCAUGUCAGUCGGGGGAAUCUCGUGUCGGCAAAGCGCGGUUGCGUUUGCGGUUUAAGCGUGUUCGGGCACCUCUCGCAUCGGCUCGCGAAGGUGAAGGUGGCAAGCGCGCGCGCACGGGGCGCAGUCGACAUUAAGCGAGACGCCGAGGCUAGGGCACGACGGGCGGACAAGCAGCACGGAAGUCAGUCCGCGACGGUCACGGUUUGCAGCAGUGCUCCAGUAGCUCCUCCAGUCAAACGCGGUGGUCUCGAAGCGAAGCGUUGGAAUUGUGUGGCACUGCUGAGAGUGCUUGCUGAGGUGCAUUAAACGGCUCGUCACAACACCCCAAAAACACAGUCGCAAUGUCCGGCCUGUUCAACCUGCGGCGCUACGGUGCAUCCAUCGCCCGGCACCAUCUGCUAGCCUGCGGUGGCUCAGCCUGCCGACGGCCUCCACCGCACGCGUUUGGGCGCGCGUUGCACACGACCGCGGCGCUGGACCGUGUCGUCUCCUUUCACCUGUCCGACAUUGGCGAGGGCAUCCGGGAGGUGACGGUGAAGGAGUGGUACGUGAAGGUGGGCGACGUGGUCGAGCAGUUCGACAAUCUGUGCGAGGUGCAGAGCGACAAGGCGUCGGUCACGAUCACCAGCCGGUACGACGGGAAGAUCGUGAAGCUGCACCACGACGUCGACGGGGUGGCGCUGGUCGGCAAACCGCUGCUUGAUUUCGACGUGGUCGAUGAGGAAGGCGAUGACAGUGGUAGCAGUAGCAGUAGCAGCUCCGACGAGGAGGACACGAAAGCGGCUGCCCAGCAGGCGGGUCAGGUGGCGGCGACGGCGGCAUCCGGUAAGGUGCUUGCUACGCCCGCCGUCCGGCGGAUAGCGAUGGAGAACAAGGUGGACUUGUCGAAGGUACCGGCUACCGGGCGGAACGGACGCGUACUCAAGGGUGACGUGCUCGAGUUCCUGGAGGUGAUACCGAAGGGUACGGUCAAGCCCCAUCCGUCACUGGUGGCCAAGGAGCAGCGGAAGGCGGAGCCGACGGCCCCGCUCGAUCUGAAGCAGGCCGAAACGGUCGUUCCACUCAAGGGAGUCGCCAAGGCGAUGGUUCGCUCGAUGACGGACGCACUGAAAAUACCACACUUUGCGUACUGCGACGAGGUGGACGUGACGCGGCUGGUGGCGGUACGCGCCGAGCUGAAGGAGGAGGCCGCCGCCCGCGGCGUGAAGCUCACCUACAUGCCGUUCUUCCUGAAAGCGGCCUCGAACGCGCUGCUCCAGCACCCGAUACUGAACAGCUCGUUCGACGAGCCGUCCGAGAGCGUCAUCUACAAGCGCUACCACAACAUUAGCGUCGCGAUGCAGACGCCCCAGGGGCUGGUGGUGCCGAACGUGAAGAGCGUCGAGCAGAAGUCGAUCCUGCAGAUAGCGCAGGACCUGAACGCGCUGCAGGAGCGGGGCGCCAAGGGGGCCCUCACGCCGAACGAUUUUGCCAACGGCACGUUCGCCCUGUCCAACAUUGGCAUUAUUGGCGGCACGUACACGCACCCGGUCGUGAUGACGCCCCAGGUCGCGAUCGGUGGGCUCGGCCAGACGCGGGUCCUGCCCCGGUUCGAUGCGGAUGGGCGGGUUGUGCCGGCCCACAUAAUGGUGGUCAGCUGGACGGCGGACCAUCGCAUCAUAGACGGCGUCACGAUGGCCAGCUUCUCCAACCUGUGGAAGCAGUACCUGGAGAACCCGAACCUGCUGAUGCUCGGUGCGAAGUAGGCGGAGGACGGCAAACCGCGACGCAAACGAAAAGAAAACAUUCCUUUCCUCCCACAGGGACGAGAAAAAGAGACAGAUCGAUAGAGAGAGAGAGAGAGAGAGAGAGAGAGAGAGAGAGAGAGAGAGAGAACCCUCUAAUGUGCCGAUAUUGCAUUUACUAGUUGUGUAAGGCUCUUUAUAUAAUCCCUUCCCGCAUGCGCGACUCCCUAAGCGACUCUCCCGGGGGUGCUACGUGCGUACGUCAUCGAAUGACGUACCGGAGCAGAGCUCCACGAGGCCCUCCAGGCGGUCGAUUGGAAGACGCGCGUGCAGAAUGUAUCGUUAUGUGCUAGCACUGUAUCCUUUGUGUUGUUGUGUCGUCCCUACGACGGCUCCCUCCUAGCGCUUCCUCGACCAAGUCAAUAAAGAACGUCAAACGCCUGACAUAAACUACUCCACGUUGAUGGAAAUGGCUGCAUUAUA